Penicillium mononematosum is the source of this 840-nucleotide messenger RNA. RefSeq lists its product as uncharacterized. Gene Ontology annotation, cellular component: intracellular anatomical structure. Lineage: Eukaryota; Fungi; Ascomycota; Eurotiomycetes; Eurotiales; Aspergillaceae. Gene Ontology annotation, molecular function: oxidoreductase activity, acting on NAD(P)H, oxygen as acceptor. The transcript is spliced from 3 exons. The record is from RefSeq and is a predicted model, not a curated record. The coding region runs from base 1 to 840 and encodes 279 amino acids.
AUGUCAUCCAUAAUCGAUCUCCCCACCUCAGUCCCAACCAACCCCAUCCUAAACCAGACCCUCCCCGACUUCAACCUCACAAACAAAGUAAUCCUAAUCUCAGGCGCCGCCCGCGGUCUAGGCCUGACCUUAGCAGAGGCUCUCUUAGAAGCGGGCGCCAGAGUCUACGCUCUAGACCAUCUCCCAGAGCCGACACCAGAAUUCAUCGAAAUCCAGCAACGCGCCAAGACAUGGCACACCGAGCUGCAGUACCGCUGCAUCGACGUGCGCGACACAAUCUGCCUCAAUGCCGUCGUCGAGGAUAUCGCCAAUCACGAGGGUCGUGUAGACGGCCUCAUCGCUGCAGCUGCUAUCCAGCAGGAGACCCCCGCGCUGGAAUACUCCGCGAAGGAUAGUAAUGCUCUGCUGGAGGUUAAUGUUACCGGCGUGUUCAUGACGGCUCAGGCUGUUGCGAGGCAGAUGGUUCGGUUUGGGAAUGGGGGGAGUAUUGUGUUAGUUGCUAGUAUGAGUGGGACUGUUGUUAAUAGGGGUUUAAUCUGUCCCGUCUACAACGCCAGCAAAGCAGCCGUGAUCCAACUAUCCCGCAAUCUCGCCGCCGAAUGGGGCCCGUACAAUAUCCGCGUCAACACCCUCUCCCCCGGCUACAUUCUCGCCCCGAUGUUGGAGAUGAUGUUCGUCGAGUAUCCCGAGCGUCGCGUCGAAUUCGCCAAAGAGAAUAUGCUAGGUCGGUUAUCCCGUCCGCGGGAGUAUCGCGGUGCUGCUGUUUUCCUGCUUUCGGAUGCGAGCAGUUUCAUGACUGGUAGUGAUCUCCGUAUUGACGGUGGUCAUGCUGCUUGGUGA